Messenger RNA from Chinchilla lanigera (long-tailed chinchilla), 3075 nucleotides. It is a transcript of the gene Zbtb45, whose product is annotated as zinc finger and BTB domain containing 45. The record is from RefSeq and is a predicted model, not a curated record. The transcript has 3 exons. NCBI's taxonomy places the organism in Eukaryota, Metazoa, Chordata, Mammalia, Rodentia, Chinchillidae. Bases 1117 to 2808 code for a protein of 563 amino acids. Gene Ontology annotation, molecular function: protein binding; RNA polymerase II cis-regulatory region sequence-specific DNA binding; DNA-binding transcription factor activity, RNA polymerase II-specific. Gene Ontology annotation, biological process: regulation of transcription by RNA polymerase II.
GAGCGCCCACUCGGACCCGAGGGCUCUGAGAUGGGCGGGCCCGUGCCGUCGUCGCGGGUGGGAGGCGGAGGAUGUGGCGGGCCUGGCACGGUCGGUCACUGCCCCAGCCGGGCCUGGGGCGGGCCGUGUGGACAGGAGGUUCUGGCCGCAGCGGGCCUGGGUGGAACGGGGCAGGGUGCAGGGGGCCCGUUCUCGGUCUGCGGCCUCGAAGUUGGGGCUGGGGAGCCGUGAUGCUCGGUCUGGCGUGCAGCCUGCGUCAGACCUUCCUUAGACCGGCGGCGUCGGCAGCCUGUACAGGGCGAGCUAGGUGUGCCGCCCCUGUUUGGUAGGCAGGGAGCUGAGACCCAGCUAGCGCAGUCGCCCGCUUCGUGGCUGAAGUAGAGCCUCCCAGAUUCCCCCGGGCCCUUGGGCUUGUGCUCCCGUCCAGGGGUCACCGAAGUGUGGGAAAUAAAUAGCCAUGCCUAGGUUGCACCUUGCUGCCGAUUGUCCCUCACUCCUGUGCUGGAGCGCACGUGCCCCUCUGCAGGCCCCGCAGAGAUGCCAGGAAGAGCUGGACUGCGGGUCUUUCCGUGGGCCAGCACCUGCCCCUUGGGGGCAGCAGCCACCUCCCUCCCCCGUCUCCCACCCUCAGCUCCCUGCGACCAGGCGCAAGGCAGAUCGCAGUGCCACGAGACAAGAGCUCAGUGCAGUGCGCACCAGUUAGUGUAACGGGACUCUGAGGCAGUAGCCCUGGGUCUGCAGGGAGUGAGCUCUGCACUGAGGUUAAGUAUGGUGAUGGGACACCAAAACAAAGGGCGGUUGAGGGGAGAUUGGAAACGUGGUUAUCGAUUAUCUUGUCAGCAGGAAGGUCUGCUCUGAGUGAGGCAGACUCAGGUUGUGCAUGGGGUCCCCAGCCUCUUCCCCACAAGGUCCUCCCGGGGGGUGGGUAAGGGGGCAGUGGACCCGGUGCGGAGCCAUGGGGGGCUCUUGGGUGUUCUGUGUGUUGGAGACAGUGUGUGGGGCAGCUAGCAGAGGGUGCUGUUGAUACGGCCUGGGAUGCUGCGCACCCGAGGGCCUGUUUUGCCAUGAGGGCCAGGGUGGGGAGAGCCCUCGGUUGACCUCCCCUCACCCCCGUAGAUGGCGGCGGCUGAGGCGGUCCACCACAUCCACCUGCAGAACUUCUCCCGCUCGCUGCUAGAGACCCUCAACGGGCAGAGGCUGGGCGGGCACUUCUGCGAUGUGACCGUGCGUAUUCGCGAGGCUUCGCUGCGCGCGCACCGCUGCGUGCUGGCCGCCGGCUCGCCCUUCUUCCAGGACAAGCUGCUGCUUGGGCACUCGGAGAUCCGCGUGCCGCCGGUGGUGCCUGCGCAGACGGUGCGCCAGCUCGUGGAGUUCCUCUACAGUGGCUCGCUGGUGGUGGCGCAGGGCGAGGCGCUGCAGGUGCUCACCGCUGCGUCGGUGCUGCGCAUCCAGACGGUCAUCGACGAGUGCACCCAGAUCAUUGCUCGCGCCCGCGCCCCCAGCGCUCCCGCUCCCUUGCCCGUGCCCCCGCCGCUGGCCCCUGCACAGCUGCGCCACCGCCUGCGUCACUUGCUGGCCGCGCGCCCCCUGGGCCCCCCAAGUGCCGUGCACAGCCGCAAGCAGCGCCAGCCCGCGCGCCUGCAGCUGCCCGCGCCACCUGCGCCCACCCGUGCGGAGGGGCCCACGGCCAGCCCCACCCUGCCCGCCGCGCCCGAUGACAGGGGUGAUGAGGACGAGGAUACCGAGGAGGACACUGAUGGCGAGGACGGUGAGGGCUCUGCGCCCCCUGCCUUCCCUGACUGCGCUGCCGGUUUUCUCCCAGUGGCAGCAGAUGAGGCGCAAGAGGAGCCCCCUCGGCCUCCCGGCCUCUCGGACCACAGCGGUGCAGGCAGGGACUUCCUGCGGGGGGCCGCAGCGGCGGAGGACGUGUUUUCGGACGGCUUCGUGUCAGCCUGGCGCGAGGAGGAAGGCUCCAUUACAGAGGGCGGCCCUGCUGAACCCCCUGUGCCACCUGACUGCGCCCUAGCCGGGCCGCGCGCACCUCCACCUGCUGCUAAGACCCCAGGGCCCCUGGCCCCGCUCUUCCCCUUCCACCUAGGAGCCCCCGGCCCGCCCGCACCCCAGGGGCCUGCCUUCUACCCCGCACUGCAGCCUGAUGCCCCUAGCAGUCAGCUAGGGGAGGCACCAGCCCCACCGGCCCCCGUAGUCCCGGCCACCCCUGUGCCACCUGCCUACGAGUGCAGCCAUUGCCACAAGACCUUCAGCUCACGGAAGAACUACACUAAGCACAUGUUCAUCCACUCGGGGUGCUGCGCCUUGUGGACAGUCCCCAAAACGGUGACUGGUAGACCAGGCUUAGACGGCUCCGUGGAUACCUGGGGCAGAGGCAGCCCUUGUACCCCGCUGGACCAGGCCAGGGGAGAAGCCACACCAGUGUGCCGUGUGCUGGCGAUCCUUCUCGUUGCGCGACUACCUGCUCAAGCACAUGGUCACGCAUACAGGUGUGCGUGCCUUCCAGUGUGCUGUCUGCGCCAAGCGCUUCACGCAGAAGAGCUCGCUCAAUGUGCACAUGCGCACACACCGGCCCGAACGGGCUCCCUGCCCAGUCUGCGGCAAGGUCUUUUCACAUCGUGCACUGCUAGAGCGCCACCUGGCCACACAUCCUGCACCCUGACUGUGACCAUGCCACUUCCUGUGCCAUUACCCCCCUCCCCAGCCUGGACUCUACCCUCUUCCCCCCCACCUUUUUUUUUUACCGGGAAUCAAACUCAGGACCUUACACUUGCCAGGCAGGCACUGUGUCACUGAGUUAUAUCCCCGACCAUAUUGGACACUUUUUGUAUGUGCAUGUGGACUUUCUGGGAACUGCACAGUUCCAAAUUGACCUGGAGUCCCGGACCUGAGUAACGGAGCUUGGGAUCCAUGACCCUAGGCUGCCCUGGGGUGUGGGACAGCAUGAGGCCUGUGGCCUCCCAUCCGGACCUUCCCUCCCUCACUGGACUCCUGAGACAUGGUAGACUCAUCACAGAUGGAUUCAGGUGGACUCGGACUCUAAUAAAGUUUGUUGGGCCAGUG